AUGCCUAUUAAUGGGCAGUCUGUCCACCCAAUAGACAAUACACUUUCCGAAAAUACUCAACUGCUUGAAUCUCAAUCUACUUUACCUAAACAACAUGCUCUGCUUUCAAAGACUCCUGCAUCACCUUUAAAAAAAGAGCAACUCCAAUUUAACCCUCCAAAAAUUGACCCAGUCCCAAAUAGCCCAUCUACAAAUGACGAUUCUUUAAAUAGUCCUCUACAAGCUACUUUGCAGCAAGAUACAUCACUACAAAAAACAAAGCCUCAUAAAAUUAUUGUCGACACGAAUAUAUUGCACCCAACAACUCAUUGGUCAACAUCAAAACGCACUCCAUCCUCAAAACGUUUAAAUUCUCAUCGAGUGCGACAUUCUGCUCAAAAAACACCCCAUUUCCCAAAUUACUCUCCAAAAAUUGUUGGUCCAAACUACUUUGGUGAUCAAGAUGAUCAACCUGCGAUCCGAAAAGUCAAUGGCAAAUACGAAGAAAUUCCUAAUUUGCUCGACGGGUUUAGAAUGGUAAUCGUAUAUUUAACUUUGAUGUAUAAUUUGAUUCAAAUCUUAAAACUCAAUUUGUUUUUAACCAAACCUAAUGGAAUGUGCCAAUACAAGCUUAAUCGAGCACCAGCCACGGAUCCAGAAUUUGUAUACUCGCUCGACUUGUCAUCACAACAACUCAUAUAUGUUGUUGAAGAUGAUUUGACGUUGUUUACAAAGUUGCAUACUUUGCGUGCAGGUGAAAACUCACUGCCUUUUGCUCGACUAGGCACAUUACCAUCUCUUAAAACUCUACUGCUUCCAUGCAACGGCGUGACAUCUCUUGAUCUGGAGUCGGAAAGCAAAUUUCAAAAGCUUGAACACUUGGAUUUAUCCUUCAAUGCCAUUGACAUAUCAGCUCAAAUCGUGCUUGCUACAUUUCCACUUUUAAAGCACUUGGAUUUGACAAGCAACAAUAUAUCAAGGCUAGCUACGACCAUCUUGGAUAUGGAACAUUGGCAUGAUCGCGUAAUUGAAUUGGUUUUGCCUCAUCAAGUCGCUGCAUUGGACGCAAAUCUAUUCGACGUCUGCCAGACCGAUCAAACACUGCUUCGGUCUGAUUUGGAUGAUGCUUAUAAACCCUACCAGAAAUCAUGGCCAAAUGAUUCAACGCAAACAGCACAGUUGGCACACGAAAAUGAAUUUUCAAGCGCAGAAAGUCCUUCCUUGUUUCACUCAUUUAUCGAACACAAAAUCUUGUCUGAAAAACUUGCGGCUCAAGCCAAUGUUCUGGAUAGUCCUGAAAACAACACAAUCACAUCAAAAGAAACAGACCCAUUGCACUCGACAAAUUCUGACAAUAUUCCAAAAGUAAAUCAUUUACCAUACCAACAUAAUGACAGUCAUCUGAAUAAGAUGGAUCACGAUCUCAAAGGCGAUGAGCCAAAUCAAAAGCAUCCAGAGAAUGAAAACGCUGGUGAAAUUCAAUUAAACAAUACACAAUCUCAAAAUUCGUCAAAAUCGCAAAACAAACUCAAUAAUUGUCAAUCUACCAGAGCACCAGUGGAAACUAUACAGCCUGACACAACUGUCGUAAAACCAGAUUUAAAUGCAAUGAUUACUCUCAAUGCUUCAGUUGCAGUUUCGCCUAUAGGAUUCCAGUCAUUAGAGGUGCUGAUUCUUGAAAAUAAUAGUCUAGGCGUGCCUGAUCAUUCAAAUUUUUGGACAAUACUUCAGGCUCUCCCACGACUCCGUGUACUCAACCUCAGUAACAACUUUAUCAAAUCAUUACAACCUUUAAUCCCAAGUCACGUCCAAGAUCAGUGCUUGGAAUCAAAAUGGACACCAACUGAUCUUUUGAAAACCAGUCCAAACAUAUUGACUAAGCUCAAUGGCUUCAAAUGUCUGGAGGAGCUAUUUCUGAUAAAAAACAAAAUUAGCACUUUGGACGACUUGAUUGGUAUUAUAUGUCUUCAGCGACUACGCAAGGUGUUUUUACAUGGAAAUUCAAUCAUGAAACAGUAUGCUCCUAAACAUCUUUUGCCAAAAACACCAGCAUCUUCCGAUAAAGCUGUUAUGGAUAUAUUUCAGUUGUUUUCUACAUAUGGAAUCAUUAUUGCAGAUGUGUGCUAUCAGGUGCCUAAAUCUAGUAUUGAAGCUGAGCUAGUUAUGGCUGGACCGUUGAAGCCACAAUCAUCAACCUUUUCUCUGGCCCAGUCGAAUGGAAACUUUGGACUCACGUCUGCUAUCCACCGCAUAGAUCGGCACAACAUCAAACUGCCAAUUAAAAAACCACAACUUAUUGGUCGAUAUCGUGCACAAGAAAAUCAAACCUUUUCCUCGUAUAUUGCUGCACCUCACGUGGUUGAUGAGCCCCUUCUUACUGCGUCUAAACCACUUGUAGAAGAUCGCAAACGACGGGUAAAAUAUCAGUUUACUGACAGCGAUUUGCAAGAAAUUGUUAAAUGUGGGAAAAUUCCACCAGUUAGAGAGUUGAUAAAGCUUGCUAAGCUACGCGAAUUUCAGCUACAAGGAAAUGCAAGUCAACUUUCUAUAAAUUCUAAUCAACCUGCCAUAGGUAGUACGGACGUGCACAACCAUAUCAAGUCUGAUGUUCACUCCAGUCAUGCUGAUGGUGGUAAUGUAUCUGGAAAUAAUCAAUGCAGUGGUGAUUCAAACAAGACAGAUACAAGUGGCGACAUGCAUCUUUCAUACAAGGAUGGUGACAUCAUGUCGCAACUACAUGAUACGAGUCAGCCAAUAGAAGUUUCCAACAAUGAUUUUACUUCAUCAACCAAAAAAAUCCAAUAUGAUCCAAACCAUAUUGAUGAUACGUUUUUGACUGGAGUGCACAUUACUGGUGGUGAUCGUGAGGAUGAAUCAUGCUUACCAAAUGACUAUAAUCAAAGCAUGCCAUUAUCUACAUCCGCGACGCUUGAUAAAGAAGGCAUCAGGCUUAAUGCUGCUUCGCCUAACGACAGUGACACAUCCGAAUCAUAUAGUUACACAAGUGAAUCUCAAACCAAAGAUGAGUCAGACAGUGAUCAUAGCAGUGUGGAUAGUCUUGCAAAUCAUAAAAUAGAAGCAAAGGUCAGCAUGGUCUAUCCACUUCCAAGCACAAUUCAAGGAUCUGUUAGAGCACUCAGACAUGCUUUGGCCAAUCCAGUUUCAUAUUGGCGAAUUUUAGAAGAAUCAUAUGCACGACCAACUUAUGCCAGUUUAAAACGAAAAACCGCAUUUGUUACACAAGAUCAGUUGCGCGACGAUGCUAUGGAUGCUGUCACUGACAUUUGCAACGAAACCAAACCUUUUUUGACAGAUUCUGAUGAUAAACAUCUGAAUCAGAAUCCACUUAAUUUGAAAACAUGUCGACAGUCGGAGAGUUUACAACAAAAUGUGUCAAAUAAUCUGCCAAUGCCAUCACACACUCCCCGACAAUUCAUGGGUACACCGGCAAGUAGCAUGUGGAUGCUCACAGAAAGCAGUGACAAUUUUGUUACAUUGGCCGACUAUGUCCCGCCAGCAGAUACAUCAGCAAAACACCGUAUGGAAGUAGGGGAAGUGUCGUAUCGUCGUAGCAGCAUAAUCUCAAACGGAGUGUUAGAGUCAAUGUCAUCAACGGGUGCGCGACAGAAACUCAACCUUCAGUUGGACGCUAAAUUCCGACAGCAACAAAGUAGACAUGGUGUGAUGAGUAAGGAUGCUCAACACGAACCAUUGAACAUGGCCAAUACAAGACAAAAACAAAAGCUAAUGAAGCAACUAUCAACUGUCGCAGCACUUCAGCGAGCCCAAAAAAGUGGACGCUUACAAUCGCAAGACGAGUUUGAAACUUUGAAUGAUAUGAUGUCGUUGGUUGACUCCAAAAUCAGCACUAUUGAAAGUAAUCUAGCAUCAGUGUUGAGGAACAGCCAGCUGGAAGAACGGCUACCACAGUCGCGUCAGUUACUGAAUGAACUUCAACAAGAGUAUAGCCGAAUUAAGAAUCUAUAUUUGAAUGAUGCCAAGGCGACUGUUCACUAUGAGCCCCUUUCUCAUUGA
This is a messenger RNA of Batrachochytrium dendrobatidis JAM81, 4014 nucleotides long. RefSeq lists its product as uncharacterized. The coding region runs from base 1 to 4014 and encodes 1337 amino acids. The record is from RefSeq and is a predicted model, not a curated record. Lineage: Eukaryota; Fungi; Chytridiomycota; Chytridiomycetes; Rhizophydiales. The transcript is spliced from 2 exons. Gene Ontology annotation, cellular component: nucleus. Gene Ontology annotation, molecular function: protein binding.